Molecule: messenger RNA, 562 nt
Organism: Bactrocera tryoni
Lineage: Eukaryota; Metazoa; Arthropoda; Insecta; Diptera; Tephritidae
Product: sm-like protein LSM4
Exons: 4
Coding region: 110-547 (145 amino acids)
Biological process (GO): nuclear-transcribed mRNA catabolic process; mRNA splicing, via spliceosome; spliceosomal snRNP assembly
Cellular component (GO): P-body; spliceosomal tri-snRNP complex; U6 snRNP
Molecular function (GO): U6 snRNA binding
Source: RefSeq, a predicted model, not a curated record
UCGAUUACUAUUAGGGGUCUUUAUAAGUAUAUGCAAGGUCCAGCUACUUGUAAUAAUAUACGUAUAAAGAAGGAUAUUUAAAUACAAAUUGUGUUUGCUUAUUAAGCUAAUGCUACCUCUUACGCUGCUAAAGACGGCUCAGAGCCACCCUAUGUUAGUAGAGUUAAAGAAUGGAGAAACAUAUAAUGGACAUUUGGUUAGCUGCGAUUCCUGGAUGAAUAUAAAUCUCCGUGAUGUUAUUUGUACAUCUAAGGACGGAGAUAGAUUUUGGCGAAUGCCUGAAUGCUAUGUACGAGGUAGUACUAUAAAAUACUUGAGGAUCCCAGAUGAAGUAAUUGAUAUGGUAAAGGAUGAUGCACAGGCUAAAACAAGAAAUCGGUCUGAAAUCAAUAAAGCACGUGUAAGUGGUGGAGUUCAAAAUCAGAAUGCGAGGGGACAGGUUCGAUCACGUUAUAAGAAUGGGCAGCAAAAUGGAGCGAAAAAUGUUUUGCGUGGACAAUCAAGUCGGCCUCUUUCUCAAAUUGCUGCCAAUAAAAAUAGAAAAUGAACAUUUUUAGAUGCA